This is a messenger RNA of Angiostrongylus costaricensis, 321 nucleotides long. The record is from the annotation of a GenBank genome assembly. Lineage: Eukaryota; Metazoa; Nematoda; Chromadorea; Rhabditida; Metastrongylidae.
AUGCCAGCUCAUCUAACGAACACCCAAAUGUUCCUGGAUCGUCUACGUAACGCGCGACCCAACAGCGCGUACGUGGUGGAGUCCUUCGACGUCACUGCCCUCUAUACGAACGUGUCGAAUGACUCCGCUAUACAAGCCAUAAACGAGCUCCUUAUACAACACGAAGGAGCAAUACGGCUUCUCGUAACAGUUGAUGACACUCUUAAAGGAGUGCCUAAACUGCUCAAUCUUCAGAUGGUCCGGGAGGUACUACGCACAAAUGAGAGGGCUGGCAAUGGGACAACGACUGGCACCAAGCCUUGCUAUUGCAUUCAUGUCUGA